Molecule: messenger RNA, 5326 nt
Organism: Sciurus carolinensis (gray squirrel)
Lineage: Eukaryota; Metazoa; Chordata; Mammalia; Rodentia; Sciuridae
Gene: Frey1
Product: Frey regulator of sperm-oocyte fusion 1
Exons: 3
Coding region: 2590-2889 (99 amino acids)
Source: RefSeq, a predicted model, not a curated record
CCUGGCCACGGCGCCUCCAGACUCCUUAGACAGCCUGGUGAACGGUGUGAAAACGCGCUACAGACCCUGGCCCUCCCGUGGGAGAGACGUCAGCACCGGGCAGCCCUGGGUAGUGCAGGGAGAGGAGCCAGCUCAGGGGUAUGAGCUGGGGUCUCCGGCAUGCUUGCCUGCUGGCUCCCAGGUGGCCAAGUCUUCCCAGGGCCGUGCAGGCUGUCGUGGAGGCGAAGGAGCCUUGACCGAGUGGGCCUGACCCUUCUGCUCCCUGUGCUGCCUGGUCCCUUUGCUCUGUGGAAGAGCCGCCUCUCCUGUUGGAGUUGCCCGGCCUCAGGCAGCCCCUUAGGUGCUGAGGCUCGCCCUUCCUGAGGUUGCCCUGGCUGGAGAACUGCCCUGGGCGGGGCCAGCCUCACCCUGACAUGGCUCUCUCCAAGUGGCUCUGAGAAGCACCCUGGGGCCCCAUGCUGGGGCGCAGAUGCCCAGGCCUUGGACCGGGGAGAGGGCAGCCCAUCAGUUUGGCUGCUCCGGCUCUCAUAACCUUCAGCUUAGUCUCCAUCCCAGGCUCCGUACCAUGUGCUGUGUGGUCAGAGAUGUGUGGUCAGAGAUUCGCAGACAGAGCUGGGGAUGUGGCUCAGUGGUUAAGUGUCCCUGAGAUCAAUCCCUAGUACCUCCCCCCCCAAAAGUGCCCAGAGCCUGGGUCCCUGCCUCCAGCUUCCCCAGUAGUGAAGCAGAUGUGUGUACAUGCCACAUGAGGAUCCUUGUCACAAGGGGAAGUGUAUGUGGCCCAGCCGGGGGUAGCGGUUCCAAAGCUGGUGUCCCAGUGGUGGCAGAGUGAGCAGUGCCUUUGAGCAGGCUGUGAACUGUGCCUCAGUUUUGUUGUUCUGGUGUUUGGAGCUGGGGAGCAAUCACAGGAUCUGAGCUCCUUUCCAGCCCGUAUUCAGUGCUGACAGGCAGACUGGGUGGAGGAGGCCACAUGCAGAAGAUGACCUGUGCGGUGACAGUGUGAAGUAGUAUGUCACGCGGGCCAAAGUGGAGUGGGCAGGAGCAGGUAGCGCAAGACCAGGGGGUGGGGGUGGGGUCCAGGCCAAAUUGCGCGGGCAUGACGUGGCCAGGCAAGGAAGCCUGGGUCUGUGGGGCUGUGGGGAAGGGGCAUCCUGCGGAGAAAGGGCUGGAGGGCAGGGACAAGUGGACGAGAGCCGGCUCACUGGAGCAGAGGCCUCCGCACACCAUCGGCUGUGGCCGAAUUGGGGCUGUGGGAAUGGGGAUGAGGUGGGCCCCAGAAGGCCUUGGGGGCUGCUUCCAUAGGGGGAGCGAGGCAAACGAGGGGCUUGAAGCUGACAGAGUGCGUGGGAGUCCAGGUCCCUGGGCAGCCUGCUGGGGACGCAGAAUGCCAGUUCUGUGGAAGAGGCCUUGUCUCUAGGACGAAAGGGAGGUGAUCACUAGGAAGUUACCGGGCGGGCUCGGGGCCUGGGGGUGCUGGGAAACCCUAGCUUGUCUGCCUCGGGGGGAUGCUUGGGGCCAGCAGCCAGAGUUGGAGACGCGGGGCACCCCGCUGUGGGCCUCGGGUGCCUCAGCGGUCAAGGAGAGCUGACCAGCUGGCAGGCCUGUUGUCUCAGAAGCAACUGGGUUCCCAAAGCUCCCGUCCCAGGCCCGGCCCUCUGGUUUGGGCACCAGCACUGCGGCACAUGGGGGAUUGGGCGUGACACCUGGUGGGUGCAGGAGCCAGCCAGGCUCCCACCAUGGCCACGGCACCAGGCCCUCUGGGAUUGGGGCGUCAGGAACCAGAGAACCUUGCUGUGGUGGCCACUGCUCUGCCUCCAGCCUGCAGAGGCUCUCGGGGUCUGGUGUCCUCUCAUGACCCAUCUGUCCCUUCCACAGAUUCUCACUGAGCACUACCAGGCAGCAGGAGCUAGGAUUCCAGUGAACCAGUCCCUGCCCUCCUGCAGCUAGACUCCAGGGAUCAGGCCCAAGCUCUGUCCCCUCUCUUGGAAACCCUGGAUCCAGGGCCAGGGUCUGUGAGUCCCUGAAUCGGACUGUUUAAGCCGCAGGAAGCAAUGUGGGCAGGAACCCCAGGGUACAAGGCAAGGAGCUGCGUGCUCCCCCACCCCAAGGCCUCCAGACCCUUAGGGCCGAGUGAUGCACUCCGGCUUCUUUAGCCAACGGGACUUUCCUGGGCUGAGAUGUCUGCAGGGAGGUGGGGAUAGUGGGGGACAGGUGGUGGGUGAGGCCUGUCCAGUGGCUUCAGUAACCUGGUGGAGGGGCGCUGCCUGCUGGACCUGAGCACUCUAGUUAUGUUACUUCACAGAAGAGGAAACCAAGGCACAGAGAUGAAGUGACUUGACAGGGUUGAAUGAGACCUGACCCCAAGGUCUGUCCCCUAACCUUGGGCAUGUACGCUAGAUUUGGUUUGGGACCUGUUGGCCUAGUGUCAGUGAAACCAAACGUGCCUCAGUGUGGAAGUUUCUGGCCUUGCCUCAGCAAGUGCUGACACUGAGCCCCGGAACUACUGUCCUUUGUGAGGUGGCCCUGGAGCUGGCAACGGAUUCCAUUCUGGGGGAGGGGCGGGCAAAAGCCUGAUCAGGGCCUGUGGAGGAGAUGGUUCUCGCCAUGCUGGGGGCUCUGUACCCCAGGGCUGGGCUCAGUCUCUUCCUCUUCUACCUCAUCCUGGCGGCGGCGCUCCUUCGCCCCCAGCCCCUGAGGUCUCAGCGCUCUGUUCCUGAGGAAUUUUCAGCCCCGCUGGAACUUGCGCAGCCACUUUCCGGACUGGUGGAUGACUAUGGGGUCCGACCCAAGCACCCGUGGCCACGAGGGCCUCGACCCCUCCUCUCCCAGGCCCAGCAGCGCAAGCGGGACGGGCCGGACAUGGCUGAGUAUUACUAUGAUGCACACCUGUGACGGGAAGCCCGCAUAAAGCUAUUCUGUGCAGCUGAGGCUCUGCUUCCUGCAAUGUGACAGAUGGAUGGGGGUCCGCGUAGAUACACCCACUGUGGUCCAGACAGGAAAUGGCACUUUAAUUGUUGUGGCCAGGGUGACAAGACCAUGACAAGCUGGCCUGGGCAUUGGGAGGUCUGUCCCUGCUGGGCAGGGCCUGCUGGAGGCUGCUGCUUCCCUGGGAGCUCCCAAGCCUGCCAGGGACCGGCGUACUAGUGAGGUUGGAGGUGGAAGCCACCCAGAGGCCCCACGGCAGCUGCGAACAGGGACUUCACCUCCACCUGCUGCCAUUUCCUUCCUAGAGAGUCCUUAGGAGGUGGCCGGGCUCGGCCAGAGCUAAGGGUGCUUGAUGGGGGUUGGGGUCGGGGGAAGGUGGGCAUUUGCAGGUGGCACGGGCUUCAUGAAGCCAAGAGCCAGAGCCAGAGCCCCUGGCAGAGCAAGUAAGCCCAGGCCGGGCAGAGCCCCUGCUCCCAGAGGUACAUCCUUCACAGCCAGAGCCCGACGGCCCAGCCCUGCCCCUCCCAAUCCCCGGGCAGCCCGCUCUGUCCUCCAUAGAUGAAUCUAGUCCCAUAUGUUACAAUAAACUGCGUCUGCUUCUCCCUGUCACCCCUGCCCUCCCCACCCUGGGCCAAGAGCCCCACUUCCCCAUCUGGUGGUGGUCCUCCUCCAGAGCAGAGCCACGUCCCGUCAGCAGCCAGCUGUCCCGGCCAGAGGGCCCAGGGGGUGCGGAGGGCAGGGCGGCGCUGCUACUCCAGGUAGAUGUCCUCCGUGGGGCAGGUGUACUCCACAAACUGCUUGUAGAACUGCUGGAAGGCUCGCCUAGGAGUGGGGCCCGUGAUGACCAGCGGUUCACCCUGGAGGAACCAGCCCUCCACCCGGGGUCCAGCUGGGAGCGCGGGGCCUGGCAGGCUGCUCCUGCCGACUGGUGAGUACCGGCCUUGAAGGAAGGGCCGAGCGAGCGGCGACAGGCUUGGAAGCCAACCCGGGCUGGGCCAGCCCUCCCUGCAGGCCACCGCGCUGGGGUCUAGAGACGGUCUCCAAAGCUGCAGCGCACACUGAGGAGCAGCGCCCAUGGCGGAGAAGACCCCAGGCCUGCAACCCACGCUGCUCCUCGGGGGGAACGGGCAGGACACACACAUACCCCACGGAUUCUGCCAGGGCUUUGGUGGAGUCUUCAGACACAAAGACGUGGCAGGCAAACCGGUGGUCGGCAGGGUGUUUGGUGAUGAACCCAAAGUACCUGCGGAAGAGAGGGGUCCAAGGGAGUUCAGGAGCUCGAGGCCCAGCCCAGACACCGAGCGCUCCCCCGCCCCCACUCACUUGUUGUUCUUUGGAUGGUAUCCACAGAAGGAGAUGUUCUUUAGCUGGAAAAAGUGGCUACAUUUAUUCCCCUGCAGGAGGGAGAGAGAAGCAGGAGGUUGGCCACCAGCUCGCAGGGCAGAAGCACACCUGUCACGGCAAACUUAGUGGGAGGGCUGGGGGCUUGAGGAAGGAGGGGCCAGGUCAGAAGAAGUCACCUUGGCCUCCUGGGAGUCAUCGGCCUUGACACCUAUCUUCACACCCCUAACGCUGAUCUCAAGGACGCAGCUGGAGGGCGGGUUAAAGUGCACGGUGAGCCGGCGGGUGGUGGCAAUCUGGGUGAGAGACAGGGACACUCAGGUGCUGUCUGUCCCCGACCAGUCUCUCCUGUCCCAGGGCCUGGGCCAGGGUGUCCUUUUCCCCAAGAGACAGUGUGGACCAGGCUGAAGGUGGUGCCCACAGGGAGAAGCAGGAUCCAGGUACCUUUUGCAUAGCGGCGCACAGGACGUCAUUGCCCUUGUGAUAGGGAACCUGCACUGAGCCCAGGAACUUCACCCGGAACUGGUCCACCCAGUCGCUGUUUUUGGCCAGGGCUGGAAAGCAAACAAGCGAGGAGUGGAGUCACUCAGCAGGAGUGGGCGUGGCAGCAGGGCACAGGAGGGAGGGGAGGCCCACGGAGUGACACCAGCAGGGGGAGCCACAAUCCCGAAAGGCCCAACUUGGCUGGGCCUCACUCUCGAUUAUGAAAUAGACCUGAAAUCACCCUGUCGUCCCUCCCCUGGCUGGCUGAGAUCUGGGGCACACAUGCACCUGGCAGAUGCCAGAGCUGGUGGCACUGGGCGGGAGAGGGAGACUACCUGCCAUGUGCUCGGGCUCCUUGGUGACCUCAAUGGCGUAGUAGGCAGGAAAGACGCCUCGGGCACCAGUGCGCAUGUUGUAGGCCUCGUACCAAUAGUCCUCAGCCUGCAGCUCCACCAGCAGAGGGUCAUCCACUUCUAGCUCAAGUUCGUCUUCAUGUCGAGGCACAAACCUGUCCCCCAAAGGCAGAGCAGCGAUUCCUCAGAGGACCUCUCCAGCCAGUGGCAUCACUAGUUCAAUAAAC